UACGGCUUCGAAUCGUUUGCGUUCGCUUUACACUACAGAGGCUUCCGCGACGUUCACCACUCAACACACAUUUACAACACUACUUCCACGGCGCACAAGACACUGGGGCCAAUUCCACACAGGGUAUCGAUCAUCGUCAUGACAGGAGCUAG
Messenger RNA from Racocetra persica, 152 nucleotides. Lineage: Eukaryota; Fungi; Glomeromycota; Glomeromycetes; Diversisporales; Gigasporaceae. The record is from the annotation of a GenBank genome assembly.